AUGUCUAGAUUCUUCCGCGCAGCCGGCGACUCUGAUUCAGACUCCUCUUCCUCUGAGGAGGAGGAGCUCAUGUCCAGCGACGACGAGGCUCCGAAGCAAGCCGCACCCGCGGCCAAGCCCGCCAUGUCACGAUUUCUGAAGGGCGCAGGCGACUCAGACUCGGACCAGUCUUCCGACGACGACGAGAGCGAGGCAAGCAGCGACGAGGACGAAGAGGCACAACAAAAGCCGAAGUCGACCCUGGGGAGGUUUGUCCACGGGGCGUCCUCGGACGAGGAUUCGGACGAGGACGUGAAGCGGGUGGUGAAGAGCGCGAAGGACAAGCGGCUGGACGAGAUGGAGGCGACGGGGCGGGCGAUGGACAACGCGCUGAAGAUUAAUGAUUGGGUCGCGAUCUCGACUGAGUUCGACAAGCUCGGGCGGAUGGUGCAGCGGCAGCAGAACGUGUCGGAGCCCGUCCCCCCGUUUUUUAUCCGCACGAUCGUGAACCUCGAGAACUCGAUCAACCAGGCGGCCGCGAAGGACAAGGAGUCGAAGAAAAAGAUGAACGCGAGCAACGCUCGUGCGCUCACCGCCGUCAAGCAGAAGGUGAAGAAGCUCCUCAAGGAGUUCGAGAAAGAGGUCAAGCGCUUCCAGGAGGAUCCUGAGGCGUUUGAGCGUGAAUAUCAGGCAUCGGUACAGCCGGAGGCUGCGCCUGCGCCACCGAGGGCGAAGAAGGUGAAGAAGGGCGAUGAGGAGGAAGAGGACGAGGAUUUCACGACCGUGGGCAAGGGCGGCAAGGCUAUCCAGUUCACGCCUGAGAGCAUCUUCAAAAACCUCCAGGUCGUCCAGGAGGCUCGUGGUAAGAAGAACACCGAUCGUACAGAGCAAAUUCGCAUACUCGAGAAGCUCCUGGAAGUAUCGGUCACUUCGUACCAGCGGAUACGCGUUCUUCUCGCCUUGAUCGCCUCUCGCUUUGACUACAACUCCUCCGUCGCAACGCACAUGCCUGUGGAGCUGUGGGUGGCCGCCCAGCGCGAGGUGGACCAGCUCAUCUCCAUCGUGGCGAACGAGCCCGCAUACUCGAUCCAGGAGAUCACGGACGACUACGAUGAGCUCGCAGAGCGCUCGCCCGAGACGGAGAAGGAUGGCAUCGUCCGCAUUCGCGGCAGCGUGAUUAGCUUUGUCGACCGUCUGGAUGACGAGUUCACAAAGAGCCUCCAGAACAUCGAUCCGCAUGGGACUGAGUAUGUCGAUCGGCUGAAGGACGAGAAGGGCCUGUACAGCACCAUCUGCCGCGCACAGACACUAUACGAGAAGAAGAAGCAGGAGGACCCGCUCGGUCGUGUCGUCAUGCGCCGUCUUGAGCACAUUUACUCGAAGCCCGACCCGGUCGUUCUGGCCCUCGAAGCUCCUGUUGCCAGCGCGGAUCUCAAGCCGUCGGUGGUGCUCUCGUCUGACGACAAGACGUCGACCCUCAUUCACUCUCUCUGCGUCUACCUCUACAAGUCCGGCAACUCCCUCCUCCGUACCCGUGCCAUGCUGUGCCACAUAUACCACUUUGCCCUACACAACGACUUCCACACCGCGCGUGACAUGUUGCUCAUGUCGCACCUCCAAGAGUCGAUCCACAAUGCCGACGUUGCCACCCAGAUUCUCUACAACCGGACUGUCGUCCAGCUGGGUCUCAGCGCGUUCCGCUGCGGCCUCAUUAAGGAGGCCCAGGCAACCCUUCAGGACAUCUUCGCGACGCAACGGGUGAAGGAACUGCUCGCGCAAGGUGUGCACCAGCAGCGCUACCAGGUCCUCACACCCGAGCAGGAGAAGGCCGAGCGGCAGAGGCAGCUUCCCUUUCACAUGCACAUCAACACUGAGCUGCUCGAGGCUGCCUUCUUGGUCUCGAGCAUGCUCGUCGAGAUCCCUCUCCUGGCCAGCAUCGACUCCGAGGAGCAGAAGCGCAAGGCGAUCUCGAAGCCGUUCCGUCGUCUGCUCGACUUCGCCGACAGGCAGGUUUUUACGGGCCCGCCCGAGAGCACGCGCGACCACAUCAUGCAGGCGAGCAAGGCGCUCCAGGACGGCGAGUGGGAGAAGUGCCGGGACCUCGUCCAGAGCAUCAAGAUCUGGAGCUUGAUGCCCGAGUGCAACGCGGUCAAGGAGAUGCUUGCGAAGCGCAUCCAGGAGGAGGGCCUCCGGACGUACCUCUUCACGUACGCGCCACACUACCGCACGCUGUCGCUGUCGCUGCUCGCCAAGACGUUCUCGCUCCCGCUGCGGUCCGUCACGUCGCUCGUGUCGAAGAUGAUCUGGAACGAGGAGCUUCAGGCGGCGCUCGAUCAGGCGGUGGGCGUCGUCGUGUUCAACCGUGUCGAGCUCGCGCGCACGCAGCAGCUUGCGCUGACGCUCGCGGACAAGGUCAACGCGAUGGUCGAGCAGAACGAGAAGGCGCUCGACCAGAAGCUCGGCGUGAGCACGGGCUGGAACGAGCGUGCGGACGGUGGCAAGGGCGACAAGCGUGGCGAGCAGACGCAGGAGGGCCGUCGUCGCGGCGACCGCGCAAGGGGAGGUGCACGUGGUGGUGCAAGGGGUGGUCGUGGCGCACGCUUCGCGCAGGGUCUUGGGUCACAGAUGGCUGGCAACACGCAAAGAAACCGGUGA
Messenger RNA from Dichomitus squalens LYAD-421 SS1, 2634 nucleotides. Its product is annotated as eukaryotic translation initiation factor 3 subunit 8. Gene Ontology annotation, biological process: translational initiation. Lineage: Eukaryota; Fungi; Basidiomycota; Agaricomycetes; Polyporales; Polyporaceae. Gene Ontology annotation, molecular function: translation initiation factor activity; translation initiation factor binding; RNA binding. The transcript is spliced from 6 exons. Gene Ontology annotation, cellular component: eukaryotic translation initiation factor 3 complex. The record is from RefSeq and is a predicted model, not a curated record. The coding region runs from base 1 to 2634 and encodes 877 amino acids.